Molecule: messenger RNA, 1231 nt
Organism: Linderina pennispora
Lineage: Eukaryota; Fungi; Kickxellomycota; Kickxellomycetes; Kickxellales; Kickxellaceae
Product: anion-transporting ATPase
Exons: 1
Coding region: 22-864 (280 amino acids)
Biological process (GO): post-translational protein targeting to endoplasmic reticulum membrane
Cellular component (GO): GET complex
Molecular function (GO): ATP binding; ATP hydrolysis activity
Source: RefSeq, a predicted model, not a curated record
AGUUCUUCGCUGGCAGUUCAGAUGGCGGCGGCGCGUGAGAGCGUGCUUUUGAUCUCGACCGACCCGGCACAUAACCUGUCUGACGCAUUUGGACAAAAGUUUGGCAAGAACCCGACGUUGGUGAACGGGUUUGACAACCUGUUCUGCAUGGAGAUUGACCCGACCAGCAGCAUCCAGGAGAUGAUUGAGAGCGCGGACAACAGCGCAAUGAACUCGAUUAUGCAGGAUCUGGCAUUUGCGAUUCCGGGUGUGGACGAGGCCAUGGGGUUCGCUGAGGUGAUGAAGCUGGUCAAGUCGAUGGAAUACUCGGUGAUUAUCUUUGACACGGCGCCCACGGGCCACACUCUGCGGUUCUUGUCAUUCCCGACGGUGCUGGAGAAGGCGCUAGCCAAGGUGUCGCAGCUGUCGGGACGGUUCGGUCCGAUGAUGCAGCAGAUGUCGGGCAUGAUGGGUGUGAGUGCGAAUCACGAGGAUAUCUUUGCCAAGCUGGAGAGCAUGCGCGCCGUGAUCAACGAGGUCAACCAGCAGUUCCAGGACCCCGACAAGACGACGUUUGUGUGUGUGUGCAUUUCCGAGUUCCUGUCGCUGUACGAGACCGAGCGGCUGGUGCAGGAGCUGACCAACGGCAACAUUGACACGCACAACAUUGUUGUCAACCAGCUGCUGUUCCCACCCAAGGAAUCCAACUGCGACCAGUGCCAGGUGCGGCACAAGAUGCAGCAAAAGUACCUGGAGCAGAUCUUUGACCUGUAUGAGGACUUCCAUAUCACCCUGCUGCCGCUGCUGACACACGAGGUACGGGGUGUUGACAAGCUCAAGACCUUCUCUAGGCUGCUGGUGGAGCCUUUCCAGCCUCCUAAAUAACCUAGAUUGGACCCGACGGUAUGGGCUAGUUUCUUUUACCACCAAAGAGUAUCACAAGUUCUAUAUAUCCUUACCACCAUGAGCUCCUUUUAGGGAAAGCGUGCCAAGGCUAUGAUGAUCUGGUCAGUACGGCGCAGUGCAGCUCGAGUGCCACUAGCUGGGAUACAUCAGAAAUGUAUCACCUACUAGCGUGCAGGCAGCCUGUGUAAGCAUAGAAUAGCCUGCUGAUACUCCCCACUUGCCUUGUGGGUGGCAUGUACAGUCUGUCACAUAUGGAAACAGCCGGCAUAUUGACUCUGCAGCAGACUCAGAAUCUCCUUUGCUAGCUGCCUGGUCCUGAGAGCCCGCCUGGAUCAAUCCAUCGCCA